AUGCCCAUCGGCGUAGCACUGAUCGGGGGAGGAAUCUGGGCACGAGAAGAGCAUCUUCCAGCCAUCCUCGCGUCGGAAGAUUUGACUCUCAAGGCUAUCUAUUCACGGUCGCGCAAGUCCGCAGAGGAAACAGCCAGCGCAUCCAAAACCCAAGUCGACCUGUACUCGGACGACUCGGAGCACGGCUACGAUGAAUUAUUGAAACGCAACGAUAUCGAGGCCGUGAUCAUUGCACUUCCCAUCGUUUCCCAGGCCUCGUAUAUCCGUGCGGCGCUUCUCGCGAACAAGCAUGUCCUGUCGGAAAAGCCCGUCGCCGAGAACGUGGCAGAGGCAAAAGAAUUGAUCAAAUGGUACGGCGACGAGAUCAAACCCCAUGGUAAAGUGACCUGGGGUGUGGGUGAGAACUUUCGCUAUCUCGACACCUUUCGACAUGCACGAGAGAAAAUCAAGGAGCUCGGCAAGAUCACCGGGUUUCUGGUGAGGCUAUACGGCGAUGUUCAACCCGAUGGGAAAUUUUACAAUACGGAUUGGAGAAAGGUGCCCACUCACCAAGGUGGUUUUAUUCUCGAUGGUGGUGUCCAUUUUACAGCUGGUCUCCGCUACCUGCUAGGUAGCAAUGUUCACAUCACCCAAGUAUCCGCAUUUACUACUUUGAUCAAAGACUACUUACCCCCCGUUGACACGGUGAAUGCCAUCCUCAAAGCCAACACGGGUGCCCAGGGGACUCUCCAGGUCUCGAUGGGUACUCAUGGCCCUGCGCCUGAAUGGACGGUCGGGUGUGAGAAAGGUAGCGUGAGCGUGGGAGACUCGAGCGUCACGGUGAGAAUGGCCGAUGGCCAGGAACACGUCGACAAGAUUGAAAAUGAGCGCAGCGGUGUGCCGCCAGAAGUGAGGCUGUGGGCGAAGGCUCUUGCGGGUGGUAAAGUGAAUCCGGAACAGAGUCCUAGUCAGGCACUGGCUGAUCUUGAGCUGAUCGAAUUGAUGCUACGUUCGGGCGAGAAUAAUGGACAACCUCAAACUUGCCAGUGUCAACAAUCAGCUGAUGUUUGA
This is a messenger RNA of Penicillium oxalicum, 1050 nucleotides long. RefSeq names its product Gfo/Idh/MocA family protein. Gene Ontology annotation, biological process: NADPH regeneration. NCBI's taxonomy places the organism in Eukaryota, Fungi, Ascomycota, Eurotiomycetes, Eurotiales, Aspergillaceae. The coding region runs from base 1 to 1050 and encodes 349 amino acids. Gene Ontology annotation, molecular function: nucleotide binding; oxidoreductase activity. The record is from RefSeq and is a predicted model, not a curated record. The transcript is spliced from 5 exons. Gene Ontology annotation, cellular component: cytoplasm.